Molecule: messenger RNA, 768 nt
Organism: Pseudonaja textilis
Lineage: Eukaryota; Metazoa; Chordata; Lepidosauria; Squamata; Elapidae
Gene: CLDN10
Product: claudin 10
Cellular component (GO): membrane; bicellular tight junction
Molecular function (GO): structural molecule activity
Source: RefSeq, a predicted model, not a curated record
AUGGCAAGCGCGUCGGUGGAAAUCCUGGCUUUCCUGCUAGUCGUCUCGGGCUGGGUGCUGGUCUCUUCCACGCUGCCCACCGACUACUGGAAGGUGUCGUCCAUCGACGGCACCGUCAUCACCACGGCUACUUUCUGGUCCAACCUUUGGAAGACCUGCGUGACCGACUCCACCGGGGUGUCCAACUGCAAGGACUUCCCCUCCAUGCUGGCGCUUGACGGUUACAUACAAGCGUGCAGAGGACUCAUGAUUGCUGCUGUCUGCCUUGGGUUUUUUGGCUCUGUAUUUGCCCUGAUCGGGAUGAAAUGUACAAAGGUUGGAGGCUCAGACCAAACUAAAGCUAAAAUUGCUUGUUUUGCUGGAGUGAUCUUUAUUCUUUCAGGACUGAGUUCAUUGACUGGUUGCUCCCUCUAUGCUCACCGAAUCACAUCUGAGUUCUUUGACCCCACAUUUAUUGCACAAAAGUAUGAACUGGGAGCAGCUUUAUUCAUUGGUUGGGCUGGAGCAUCCCUUUGCAUAAUUGGUGGCAGCAUAUUCUGCUUCUCCAUUGCUGAAAAUAAACCAACUCCACGGAUGGUAUAUGCAUACAACAAAUCAGCUUCUGUGAUGUCUGCUCGAACCAGGACCUACUCAGCAGAUUUUAAAACAUCCAAGAUCCCUCCAAAGCAUUUCGACAAAAAUGCCUACGUGUAACUGGAUGGUUGGAGGAAUGUUUUUAACAAUCAUGUUUAUAUGCUGUCCAUCCGCAGAAUGAUUUUUAAAAAGUGG